AUGGUGUCCUUUCGCCGCUCUGCGCUCGCGGCCCUGGGCUACGCCGCCACGCUGCUGCCCGCCGUCGAUGCCUCGCGCGUUCUCGUCUCCAACUCGCUCAACAGUUGUUCUGCCGCGUCUGGCUUUACCGCCAGUCUUUUCAACGUCAAGUAUGAUGCCGACACUGGUUUCGCCGAGAUUAGCAUGACCGCCACCUCGACCAUUUCCGGCAAGGUCAUGUUCUACGUCACCGUCGCGGCCUAUGGCUAUCCCAUUAUCGACAACAGGGCUAUCGACCCUUGCACCGUCGAGGAACUCAAGGGCAUGUGCCCCAUGCAGGUCGGAAAGCCGCCCAAUGAGUUCCGUCUCGACAUUGGCAAGAGUGUCCCUAUCCCCGGCAUCGCAUUUGCUAUUCCCGAUCUCGAUGCCACCGCCAAGGUCCACAUUAUGCUCGGCGACGAUGAGGUUGCUUGCCUCGAGGCCAACGUUUCCAACCAAAAGACCGUCGACACCAUCGGCGUCAAGUGGGCCACCGCCAUCAUUGCCUUCCUCGCCCUCAUCUCCUCGGCCGUCCUCAACAGCCUUGGUCACGCCAAUGCCGCCUCUCACGUUGCCGCCAACUCCCUCUCCCUCUUUGGCUACUUCCAGAGCCAGGCUAUGAUUGGUUUGACCGCCGUCAAGCUUCCUCCCAUUGUUCGCGCCUGGACUCAGGACUUCCAGUGGACCAUGGGCAUCAUCAGACUCGGUUUCAUGCAGGACAUCUUCACCUGGUAUCAACGCGCCACUGGUGGCACGCCUUCCACCAUCCUCGACUCCAUCCGCACAUACUCGGUCCAGGUUCAGAAGCGUGGUCUCCAACUCGCGAGCCGUGGGCUCGACUUGCUACCCGAAAAGGUUGCUACUCUCGCCCGCCGUGGCAACAUCAAGACCGGCUCCGGAACCUACCUCGUCUAUGGUAUCCAGCGUGUCGCCUUUCGCUCCAAGAUUGAAUCAACCAACCUCUUCAUGACCAGUCUUACCUGGUUCUGCGUGCUCGUCAUCUUUACCUCUCUCGUUGUCGCCGCCUACAAGGGCAUUCUCGAGCUCCUGGCCAAAAAGGGCACCGUCAAGGGUGAUCGCUUCCUGGAGUUCCGCAACGGCUGGAUUACCGUCCUCAAAGGCAUCAUCUUCCGCCUCACUCUCCUCGGCUUCCCCCUGGUUACCGUCUUUUGUCUUUGGGAGUUCACCCAGGCAGAUUCUGCCGCCGAGGUCGUCCUAGCCGUCUUCUUCCUGCUCGCUACCAUCAGCACUUUGGCUUUCGGCACCUGGAAGGUCAUCAGCAUCGCUCGCCGCUCCAUCAGCCACCACAGCAACCCUGCUUACAUCUUGUUUGCCGACCCUAACGUCAUCAACAAAUGGGGUUUUCUCUAUAUUCAAUUCAAGGCCUCGUCUCACUACUUCAUUGCGCCGAUGCUCGCUUACACCUUCCUCAAGGCUCUUUUUGUCGCUACUGCCCAGAAGAGCGGAAUCACCCAGGCUGUUGCUUUCAUCGUCCUCGAAGCCGGCGCUCUUAUUGGUGCGAGUGUUAUCCGCCCAUGGAUGGACAAGCCGACCAACACCUUUAACAUCAUGAUUUGCGUCGUCAACUUUAUCAACGCCAUCUGCCUGCUCAUCUACACCAACGUCUUUGAUGCGCCCGCUCUUGUCGUCGGUAUCUUUGGUGUUAUCCUCUUCAUCCUCAACGCCGCCUUCUCCCUAGUCCUCCUGCUCAUGGUCAUCAUCUCGACCGCAUUUGCAGUCUUCCGCAAGAACCCCGACUCGCGUUACCAGUACAUGGGCGACGAUCGUGCUUCCUUCAUGAAGUCCAACACCCAGCUCGACAAGUCGAACCAGCUUGAUGACCUCGCUGCCGUCGCUCGCGGCGACAACAAGUCGCGCAUGUUUGACGAGGAGGAGUUCGAGGCCAAGCCUCACAGCCACGUUCUGGGCUCUCUCAACAACCAGUCCCAGCGCUCCUUUGGCCGCCAUUCAUCAUCACCUUCGGUGUCAGGUGGACGCCCAAGCCCAAGCUUGGACCCCAAUGGCCCUACCCGCCAGGCGCGAUCGCAAAAUUCUGGCAGCCCCUGGCAGCGCGGAGCCGGCUACGACAACUAA
This is a messenger RNA of Akanthomyces muscarius, 2112 nucleotides long. RefSeq lists its product as uncharacterized. Gene Ontology annotation, biological process: transmembrane transport; fungal-type cell wall biogenesis. The coding region runs from base 1 to 2112 and encodes 703 amino acids. The transcript has a single exon. NCBI's taxonomy places the organism in Eukaryota, Fungi, Ascomycota, Sordariomycetes, Hypocreales, Cordycipitaceae. The record is from RefSeq and is a predicted model, not a curated record.